This is a messenger RNA of Homarus americanus (American lobster), 1246 nucleotides long. Its product is annotated as organic cation transporter protein-like. Gene Ontology annotation, molecular function: transmembrane transporter activity. Bases 29 to 1159 code for a protein of 376 amino acids. Lineage: Eukaryota; Metazoa; Arthropoda; Malacostraca; Decapoda; Nephropidae. The record is from RefSeq and is a predicted model, not a curated record. The transcript has 8 exons. Gene Ontology annotation, cellular component: membrane. Gene Ontology annotation, biological process: transmembrane transport.
CUCAACUGGAAAAGUGGAAGGUUGCCUGAUGCGCGACUACAACUACACAGCUGCUGCUGAGUUGGGGUACUCCAGCACCAUGGUCAACCUGUCAGCCCUCAGCCCCAACAAUGAUGGUCUCCUCGCAUGCACCUCACGACAGUUUAACUUGUCGCAGUACGACUCCACCAUCGUCACAGAGUGGGACCUUGUAUGUGAGCGUCGGGCGCUGUAUGCCACCACCCAGGCCGUAAGCCAAAUCGGCACUUUCCUUGCCAGCCUCGUGUGUGGCUACCUCCUAGACGCGAUCGGGCGGAGGAAGACAGUGAUGAUCAGCAGCGUAUUGUCCGUGGUCGUGAGUUUCGUCACCGUGGCUUCGCCCAACGUGGAGACUUACAUCGUCUUCAAAUUUCUAUUCCAGGUGGUCGACUUUGGCUGCUACCUGGGGUGUAUGCUUGUCGCUAUGGAACUGUGCUCACCGUCACAAAGGAACUAUGUGUGCUCACUUUACCUGCUUCCCUGGGCUGUUGGGUACAUGAUGGUGCCAGGUGUAUCUUACUUGGUGCAGUCCUGGAGGUGGCUACAAGUGGUCUUCUCGAUACCCGUCUUCUACUACCUUGUCUUGAUUUGGUUGCUGCCAGAGUCUCCUCGCUGGCUGAUCAUCCGCGGACGCUACAAGGAGACCCUUCAGAUCUUCCACUGGGCUGCCAAGGUCGAACGCACCACGCUGCCGCCUGACCACCAGCUCAUCACUGCCCUAGACAACAUCAGACAGAAGGAAGUCAAUGUAAGUGAGAAGGAACAGUUUCCUGUUAAUGCAGGUUCCCUAAAGCACCGUCUGGUGACGCUGUGGGAGUACCUGUUUCUGUUGCUGCACAACGAGGCGAUACGAGGGAGGGUGUUGAUUGUCUUCUACCUCUGGAUAGCUGUCUCUAUGAUCUACUACGGUGUCAGCCUCAAUGCAACUAAUCUCAGCGCGGACAUCUACAUGCACACCUUCUUGAACGCGUUGAUGGAGGUCCCGGCCUACCUGUUCCUCCUUCCUGCCAUCACUUACCUCGGAAGGAAGAAGACUCUCACUUUGCUGUUUCUAAUGUGCAGCUUCUCCAUCUCCAUGUUGACCCUCCUCAUGAUAUUACAACAAGAAGUAUUGAUGGGUGUCAAGACAUUCUGUCCCUGAACGGUAAAUUGGCCAUCACAGCAGCUCUCCAGCUGGUCUGGGUUUAUUCUACAGAAUUGUUCUCUACUGAGCACCGGGCGAGUUUUG